UCUAACAUUUUCCAGUGUAGUGAUUUAUCUACCACCGAAACUGUAUCAAAGGAUAACACUUUGAUGAAGCCCAGAUAACCUUACAUAAUAUGCAGUCAGCAUCAACAACCUUGUACCAACUUCCCAGUCUCCGGGGAAAGUUUCAAACUUUACUAUCAAAAGCUCAACUUUUUCCAGUGAGGAGCUGUUUUUGCAGACCAAGAACAAGGCCUUCAGUUUCUGGGUCUGGGAUGAGAUCAGUAAUUGCCUUAAGUGGUUCUUCUUCUUCUUCGUAUGCAGUUGAUGAUGGGUUUGUUACACUGAUCGAAUAUGUGGGCAAAAGAGGAAUAAAUGUGGAAGAUGGUUUGGUGGUGUUGCUCGAUCACAUACAAUAUGCUUGCAAGAGAAUUGCAACUCUUGUGGCUUCUCCUUUCAAUUCCAGCCUUGGCAAGCAAGAGGGUAUUGGUGCUGCUUCUGGUUCAGAUAGGGAUGCUCCUAAGCCUCUUGAUAUUGUCUCGAAUGAAAUUAUCUUGUCAUCACUGCAAAAGUCUGGAAAAGUUGCUGUUAUGGCUUCGGAAGAAAACGAUGCACCAAUUUGGAUAAGUGACGAUGGUCCAUACGUGGUGGUAACAGAUCCCCUUGAUGGUUCACGAAACAUUGAUGCAUCAAUUCCAACUGGUACAAUCUUUGGUAUUUAUAAGCGCCUUGAGGAACUAGAUGAUCUACCCACUGAGGAGAAAGCUAUGCUGAAUUCGCUCCAAAGUGGAAGUAGGCUGGUUGCUGCUGGAUAUGUUUUAUAUUCAUCUGCAACUAUACUGUGUACCACCUUUGGUUCCGGAACUCAGACAUUCACUCUUGAUCAUUCAACAGGAGACUUUAUCCUCACGAAUCCAAGCAUCGAAAUUCCUCGCCGUGGGCAAAUUUAUUCGGUGAAUGAUGCUCGGUAUUUUGAUUGGCCUGAAGGAUUAAGGCGGUAUAUAGACACAAUUAGACAAGGAAAAGGUAAAUAUCCAAAGAAGUAUUCAGCUAGGUAUAUAUGUUCCCUGGUGGCUGAUCUCCACCGAACUUUGAUGUAUGGGGGCGUGGCAAUGAAUCCGAGGGAUCAUCUCCGGCUUGUGUACGAAGCAAACCCUCUUAGUUUCAUUGUAGAGCAGGCUGGUGGAAGAGGAUCUGAUGGCAAAAAUAGAAUUCUUUCCCUUCAACCAGUUAAAUUGCACCAAAGGCUUCCUCUAUUCUUGGGGAGUUUGGAGGAUAUGGAAGAGCUAGAAAGUUAUGACGAUGUUCAACAAAGAGUGAAUCCAGGUUAUGAGGUUUGAUAAUGUGGCACAAAAGUUUUCAACAUUGGUGUAAAUCCAAUCUGCUUCAGGAAUUGUGAUGCAAAUAUAUUUUUCCCUUCUCUUGCUAUUCACUUUUCUUGACUCUGCUUCCUUGAGAUGACUAUGGACACUGCUUACAACACUGUAGGGAUAUAAAUUAAUAUGUCAUCUAUCAUCUUAUUUUGAUU
Arachis duranensis is the source of this 1483-nucleotide messenger RNA. RefSeq names its product fructose-1,6-bisphosphatase, chloroplastic. Gene Ontology annotation, molecular function: fructose 1,6-bisphosphate 1-phosphatase activity. Gene Ontology annotation, cellular component: cytosol; cytoplasm. The record is from RefSeq and is a predicted model, not a curated record. Bases 90 to 1295 code for a protein of 401 amino acids. Gene Ontology annotation, biological process: fructose 1,6-bisphosphate metabolic process; fructose metabolic process; gluconeogenesis. Lineage: Eukaryota; Viridiplantae; Streptophyta; Magnoliopsida; Fabales; Fabaceae. The transcript has 3 exons.